Spinacia oleracea (spinach) is the source of this 940-nucleotide messenger RNA. RefSeq names its product protein transport protein Sec61 subunit alpha-like. The record is from RefSeq and is a predicted model, not a curated record. The coding region runs from base 224 to 826 and encodes 200 amino acids. Lineage: Eukaryota; Viridiplantae; Streptophyta; Magnoliopsida; Caryophyllales; Amaranthaceae. The transcript is spliced from 3 exons.
UCCCUAAAGUAUAGUCGGGGAUUUUGAGGUCUUCUAUAGACUAUAGGUUACUCCUCGUAUAGUCGUGUAUCUUAAUCCGAUUAGAAUUAGGAAAUUCGGAAUUUGUAUUAUAUAUAUAAUACUUAUAUUAAUUACCCCAACUCCUCUCACAGUCUAACCCUUCCAUCAUCUCCUCGUCAAUCUCUGAGUUUCUCGCUCUAGCUUUCUCUCUCACUUUUCCAGAAUGGGAGAUUUGGUGCGACCGUUUGUUGAUGAGACGCAAAAUACAAAUAAGAAGGCGCCCUUCUGGAUAAAGUUGAUAUGGUUUGUUAUGAUGUUGUUAGUAUUAAUUGGGUUGCGCCGCAUUCGUCCCACUAGUGUCCCCAUGGCUUUCAUUGUCUUCUUCCCCACUAGUGUACUUCGGAAAUAUGCACAGAAGUGGUUGGGAAUUCUGAUAGCUGUUGGUAUAGUUGUAGCAUGGGUUCUCUGUGAGAUUUAUGGAAGUGUUGACGAGGUCGGUGUUGGCAACGCAAUUCUUAACGUUGUUAUAAUGUGCAGUUGUGGAAUCAUUGUCAUCUUCCUGAAAAAAUUUGAAAAGAGAUACGGUCUACAAUAUAAAGGAACCUCUUUGCUUAAAACUGUUUAUUGGAUCUGUUUACAUCUCGUCGGUGUACUUGUCGGAGUCUUCCUAGUCCGUCUAGUCUAUCGAGAUGGAAUUGCCGCAACCGCUAACUUGGUCGUCAAAGCAUUCACGAGGCCAAAAAAUCCAAGUCUCUUGCUUUUUAUUUUGUCGUUGGUGUUAUUUUUAAAUUUCUUAAAGAAAUCAGUGAAAAAGAAACUAAUGUAACUAGGAAAAUUUCGCUUCUCCCUAUUGCAUAGACGUUUAUCUUUUGGAUUGUAAUAAGGUAUAUAACUAAAGCUUAAUAUUAAUAUAUUAGGGUGGAUGCCCAUUAUACCCUUA